AGAGACGUCUGGUGGCUGGGUGCAUAAUGUCGUCCAGAAAGCCCCGGUCUGUGGCAAACCCCCUGGAGUCUGCGAUCACCACACCCAGUGAGAGGAUACUGAAAGAAUGCCACAGUUUGUAUGUCGACAACGAAAACGGCCUGGUGAAGAUCGCCAGCAGCCUCGGAGUCCGGCUCCUGCCUCCCAGAAAGAAAAUCAUUGUGAUGAUAAUGGGUAACCACUCUGCGGGGAAGAGCUCCUUCAUUAACUGGUACGUUGAAGAGCACAUACAGACAACAGGCGUCGCCAUUGAAACGCAGGGGUUUAAAUUCAUCACAAGUGGCCGCAAAAGAGAAUCACUGACGGGGAAUGCUACGCUACAUCUCUACCCGCACUUUCGACCACUCCUUGAGUUCAAAGGGGUUAUGGACUACCUGUCCGCUGAGAUCUCCACCUCCAAACAGAAGAAGUUCAGCCUGGUGACAUUUGUGGACACUCCGGGUUUGGUGGACGGGGACAUGAUCUACCCUUUCGACGUCAACAGCGCCAUCACCUGGUUGGGAGAACAGGCUGACUUGAUAUUUGUCUUCUUCGACCCGAUGGGCCAGGCGCUGUGCAAACGCACGCUCAACAUCGUGGAGAAUCUGAGUGAGAAAUGCGGAGACAAGCUGUUGUUCUACCUCAGCAAGGCGGAUGAAGCUGGGAAGGAAACAGACAGACAGAGGGUGAUGAUGCAGAUAGUCCAGGAACUGUGUCGCCGUCCAGGUCUCAACAAAUGUGGUUUUGAGAUGCCGACAAUAUACAUCCCCAACCCACAGAGGCCGAGCAGGUGUGUGAACCAGAUUGAUGGAGUUUGUCAGACCAUCGAGAAGACCAUCAGCCAGGCCGUUCAGAAGACUUUGGAUCAGCUGGAGAAAGACUGCGACCUCAUUUGUUCUACCAUCAGCAGCAAACUAGAGCAGGACAGGGCUGACGCUGCUUACAAAAAAACAGUCCGUCUUCACUCCUUCUUGUGUGGCGCUUUGGGCGUUUUCCUUCCUGGCCUCUUCAUCCUCAGUUUCAUUGUGAACACUUUCGCCAAAGAGCAGCUGGUUGAGCUGUUGGGUGAAGGCCCGACUCGGACCCUCACUCUCUUCUCGGGAGGAGUUAUGUAUUUAUGGGAGGGGAUACCAGAAGACGGACAAGUAGUGUUUGUGAUAUUUUUUGGCGCUUUUUGCUACCUGUUGCUUUUCCUAGCAAAGUAUUUUGCAGGCCAAGGGAAUAAGACUCUGACGAAGAAAGAGAAGAGGAUGAUGGCAGAGUACAGCGAUUAUAUCCAGGAUAUUGUCAAAAACAAGAAGGGUAAAUUGUAUGAAUGGUACCUCCAGCAGUGUACAGCUGAGUAUGACCUCUGACCCCAGGGUAAGCUGAAGACAGGUUACACGUUUGUUGACGUGUUGGUUCAAGGUUUUGUUGAAAAGCGUCUCAUCAAAGCAUCAUUUGGUGUUUUUAUUGGAAUCAGCGGGACAGAUGAUCAUCCACCAAAUUAAUCAGGACUUUUAGUUUUCUCAGUCGUGUAACCUCUGAUGCAGCCAAGAUCUCCGCCAUCAUUAUCAUCUCAAGAGCUGACUAAAAAUUACAAAGUGCCUUUGUCGUUGAGUUUGGGAGAAACUGUGAUUGUAGUUGUUUGAUAAAAGCUAAUUUCAUAAUGUGAACAGAUUUUUACAUUGUUGUGUUACAUAAAUGAUGCUAGAAGGAAGUGAAGUGUUUACAAAUGGACUUUUUCUUAAUUUCUCCACGAGUAACUUGCAGCCGUUUUUACCAACAAACACAUUUCUACGAAUGUCCUCUCUGAAGUCUGUUCCCAUUGUUCUCAUGUUGUCCACACUGCACCGUCCUCAAGUCUGUCCUCUUGUCUUGAUAAAUGACUGUCAGCAAUAACUAUAGUAACACUUGGGCAUUAUAGUCGGAAAUUUGAUGAAAUAUUUUCAUCCAAUCAAUAAGACUAAUGACUGCAAGCUUUCUCCUGCCUCCAAAGAGUCUGUCCUACAUUUAGACAGUUUUGCUGUGUGAUCUGUGAAGCCACCGUUGUCAUGUGAGUGUAUUUAUAUACAGUCAAGACUGGUGAUUUAAGCACUACAAUAGUACAGUAAAACUGGUGAGCGUAAGUCUGUCACUGCACUGAUGUGUAUCUCCUAGCUGUGUUAAUGAACGCUGAACCCCUCAUGUUGUCUGUGGAUCCACUGAACUCAUGUUACAACAACAAACACCAUGUAAUGCCUUCACUCCAAUGUUUGUAGAUAUAUUUAUUAGGUGUUUUUAAGGUGCUUUUUUCAAGGGAUGUGCCAAUGCGAUACACCAGAUCCGUAUCAGGGCUGACUGAUUCUGACCUGACCUUUUUGAAGUGGGUUGGGUAUCAGCAACGCCCUGCCUGAUCUACACUUACUAUGUCAGCCUCAUUAUAGUAUUCAGUGUUUCCAUUAUCAUUCAGUUAUGGUCACCCACCGGCUUUCAAAUUUGGUCCAAAAAAAAGAGCGCUUGGAUCAGUAAGCUGUUUCGGCAGAGACCGUGAGAUUAGGUAAUUGUAUCGGAAGAGGAAAAGGUGCAUCCCUACUUUUUACCCCCCAAAAUUUUGAAAAUCAUGUGCAGGGUGCUUGCAAUAUUAUUGUAAACACUGUCAGUUUGUAUUGUGUGUGUCCUCAUUAGAGAAAUCCUGUUUUUAUGAGAUAUUUCAUUUAUAAAUGUGUGAAAUUUGUGUGUGAAUUUAUCAAUUGUCAUUUUUCCAAAAAGGAUUUUCAUUGUCUGAAACCUGGAACCCACUGACUUGUUUAGAGUUUUUUUUUUUUUUUUUUUUUUUUUUUA
Messenger RNA from Seriola dumerili (greater amberjack), 2820 nucleotides. RefSeq lists its product as uncharacterized. The record is from RefSeq and is a predicted model, not a curated record. Gene Ontology annotation, molecular function: GTPase activity; GTP binding. Lineage: Eukaryota; Metazoa; Chordata; Actinopteri; Carangiformes; Carangidae. The transcript is spliced from 12 exons. Bases 27 to 1373 code for a protein of 448 amino acids.